Molecule: messenger RNA, 903 nt
Organism: Vespula pensylvanica (western yellowjacket)
Lineage: Eukaryota; Metazoa; Arthropoda; Insecta; Hymenoptera; Vespidae
Gene: sni
Product: C-factor
Exons: 5
Coding region: 201-824 (207 amino acids)
Source: RefSeq, a predicted model, not a curated record
UAUUAUAUGAGUCGUGAAAAAAAGAAAACGUUUGGAAGACCUUAACGCUCAAAAAGACUUUAAUAUACUGAAGUGUCACGAACAAAUUCCGUUCGUUGUGUUUUAUCGCCAUCUGUUGAUCGGAGAAAGCGCGAAUAUCCCUUCCACCGUUGAUGGUUCAACGAAUUAGAUACAAGCGAUCUUCGGUAGAAGAGUGACUCAUGGAAUUGAAAGAACUUGCUGAGAAAUCAAGAAACGUUCAUAUCAUUGAAAUAGACUUAACUGACACAAGCAAUUAUAAAAAAAUAGUAAAUACCGUCAGAGAAAAAGUAGGAUCAGCAGGACUCAAUGUUCUUUUUAAUAAUGCUGGGAUUUCACAAAAAUUUACACGACUUGCUAUGGUUAAAGAGGAAAAUCUGACAAAUACUCUUUUUAUUAAUACAGUAGCUCCAAUUAUGUUGGCAAAGACGCUUCUACCAUUAUUAAAGAUUGCUGCUAAAAACAAUGAGAUUGGAAAAGGUAUGAAUAUAAACAGAGCUGCUAUUAUCAAUAUGACUUCAAUCCUUGGCAGUAUUGCACAAAAUGAUCAAGGAGGUUUUUAUUCAUAUAGAUGUAGUAAGGCAGCUCUUAAUGCUGCAACAAAAUCUAUGAGUAUAGAUUUGAAAGAUGAAGGGAUAUUAGUCGUUUGUUUGCACCCUGGAUGGGUGCGCACCGAUAUGGGAGGAAAUAAUGCACCCUUGGACAUUGAUACCAGUGUUUCUAGCAUUUUAAAUGUUAUGGAAACACUUUCAGAAAAACAUACUGGUUCUUUUCUUCAAUACAAUGGUACAACUUUACCAUGGUAAUUUUUAACUAAAAAUAUAUUAGUGAUCAUAAUAUUUAAAUAUUGAACCGUUCGAUUUUGGACAUAAGUUAAAAAAUAAA